Messenger RNA from Triticum aestivum (bread wheat), 1327 nucleotides. Its product is annotated as cysteine-rich receptor-like protein kinase 40. NCBI's taxonomy places the organism in Eukaryota, Viridiplantae, Streptophyta, Magnoliopsida, Poales, Poaceae. The transcript has 5 exons. Bases 191 to 967 code for a protein of 258 amino acids. The record is from RefSeq and is a predicted model, not a curated record. Gene Ontology annotation, biological process: protein phosphorylation. Gene Ontology annotation, molecular function: protein kinase activity; ATP binding.
AAAGAGCACAUAAAAAGUGUAUUUUGUAGCUAGUGUCAUUAUUGUAUUUUGUUGUCAAGUUAUCUUGUUCAAGAGAACUCUUUGGCUAACAGGUUGCGGACCAUGAAUUAUCGAAGGCACUGUGCCCUCUAGUCAAUACAAGCCCGUUUGCUGUUAUAUGUAACACUGUUUGGGCAUUCUGAAAAUCAAGAUGGAUGGUGACUGUGGUUCAAAACCACACAAAUUGCCAUUACAAUACUUAAAAGAUAUCACAAAGAACUUCUCGCGAGUACUUGGGAAAGGUGGUUUCGGUGUGGUAUAUGAGGGCGUGCAACCGAAUGGGGAAAUAGUUGCUGUGAAGAAGCUUUUGAACCCAAUGUCACAAAAGCAAUUUGAGAAUGAGGUUGAUCUUCUGAUGAGACUUGAGCAUCCAAAUAUAGUACGAUUAGUAGGCUACUGCUAUGAAAUAGAAAACGAACACUUCCCUCUCAAUGGGAAAUACGUUUUUGCUGGGAAGGCAGAAAGUUUGCUUUGCCUGGAGUAUCUGCCUAAUGGAAGUCUUGACGAGUUUCUUUCAGAUUCAGAUAAAUCUUCUCGACUUGAUUGGCACACACGCUACAAAAUAAUUGAGGGGACCUGCAGUGGUUUACAGUACCUUCACGAGCAAACUGACGGGCCUAUCAUUCACUUAGAUCUAAAACCCGCUAACUUACUGCUCAAUGAUGCUUUGGAGCCCAAACUUGCAGACUUUGGUCUGUCACGUCUUCUUGAUCAACAAGGAACUGUGUGCACUAUGGAAGUUAACGGGACAUUAGGAUACAUGCCCCCAGAAUACCUACAAGGUAUACUCGGAACUAUGUCAGAUAUAUUCAGUCUGGGUGUAAUAAUCUUGGAGGUAGUAACAGGAGAAAGGAAGUACCCAGAUAAUAUUCCUCCUUUGGAGGAAUUCAUUGAGACUGAGCUUGAAAAAUGGAGAGAUACGCUGUAGAAAGCACCAGGGUAUACAUCCUUAGAGACAGAUUGCCUACAAAUAAGGAGAUGCAUUCAGGUAGGUCUAAAAUGCAUGAAUCCUUCACGGGCUAAAAGACCUACAAUCACUAAAGUCAUCAAGAUGCUUCAAGGAUUGGGAGGUAUGGAUUGCAAUGUUAGCAAUGAGGUAACGCCAACGGCAGCCCAGGUACAAUCACUUGACCGGCAACACAUGCUUUUUGCCUAAAAGUUUAAAACGUUACUCCGUAGUGGUAGACAGAGAGCCCAGUAUUAGGCAUAUACUCCCUCCGUCCCAAAAUAAGUGUCUUGAGCUUAGUACAAAUUUGUACUAGAGCUUGUACAAAGUUGAGACACUUAU